Acanthosepion pharaonis is the source of this 897-nucleotide messenger RNA. Lineage: Eukaryota; Metazoa; Mollusca; Cephalopoda; Sepiida; Sepiidae. The record is from the annotation of a GenBank genome assembly.
AUGCUUGAUCUGAAAACGUUUUCUCUCUCUCUCUCAUCUAACAUUAUUUCUAAGUGUAAGGGACUGCAAAAUCUAUCUAUCUAUCUAUCUAUCUAUCUAUCUAUCUAUCUAUAUAUAGUUGUGUCUGUUCAUAUUUAUCUAUCUACCUGCGUUUGUUUAUCAGUCUAUAUAACUGAGUCUUCUCAUAUCUAUCUAUCUAUCUAUCUAUCUAUCUAUCUAUCUAUCUAUCUAGUUGUGUCUUCUUCUCAUAUCUAUCUAUCUAUCUAUCUAUCUAUAUAUCUAUCUAUAUAUCUAUCUAGUUGUGUCUGUUCAUAUUUAUCUAUCUACUUGAGUUUCAAUGCUUAUUUAUCUUACUCUCCCUCUCAUUUAUCUUACUCUCCUUCUCAUUUAUCUUACUCUCCUUUUCAUUUAUCUUACUCUCCUUUUCAUUUAUCUUACUCUCCUUCUCAUUUAUCUUACUCUCCUUUUCAUUUAUCUUACUCUCCUUCUCAUUUAUCUUACUCUCCUUUUCAUUUAUCUUACUCUCCUUCUCAUUUAUCUUACUCUCCUUUUCAUUUAUCUUACUCUCCCUCUCAUUUAUCUUACUCUCCCCUCUCAUUUAUCUUACUCUCCUUCUCUUUUCACUCUUUUUCAUUUAUCUUCUCUCCCCUCAUUUAUCUUACUCUCCUUCUCAUUUAUCUUACUCUCCUUUUCAUUUAUCUUACUCUCCUUCUCAUUUAUCUUACUCUCCUUUUCAUUUAUCUUACUCUCCCACUCAUUUAUCUUACUCUCCUUCUCAUUUAUCUUACUCUCCUUCUCAUUUAUCUUACUCUCCUUCUCAACCUCUGUUAUGUCAUCGAUUUUCACAAUUUUGUUGGGUCGGUUUCACGAUUUUUUGCUCUACUCAACAUUCCUUAG